AUGGGAAGAGAAAUUCCUCUGAAUGAAAAUCUGCUUUCAGAUGAAUUCAUAAGGAAAUUACUUCUGAAUGUUAAUAUCCAUUGUUUAGCAUCGGUAGUUAAAUCUUCUAUUUUACAGUUCUCAGAUGUUGAAGAAUACGUAUCGGAUAUAAAUAGAAAUGUUAAAAUUGGUUAUAAUAAUUUAAAAACGUAUUGUGAAAGUAGUGUUGAGUAUAAAGAAUGCUGCAACGCAAUGAACUUUUACUUAGAUUUGGUAACUGAAGCAGUUAACCUAUCUGGAAUAAUAGUUGAUCAUAAAAAUGAUAUAAUAGAAGGUAAUCUUGAAUCAGUUUGGGAAAACAAAUAUUAUGGCAUUGGAUGUAAUUGCAAAAGAAUUAAAUAUAUGUAUAGAGAACAUGUUAAUUGCAUUUUAGGGGAAAUCAGUAAUGGUAAAUAUAAUGAUAAAAAUGUAAAAAAAGAUAUGUGUGAUGUAGAUAAUAGGAAUGAAUGGAACGAUAUUCUUGAAAACUCAAAAAAAUGUGUUUUAGGUAAAAACAUGAUUAUUGCUAAUUAUUGGAUAAAUGAAGUAUUUUUGUCUGAGAAAUUACCCUGGAAUCAUUAUUUUCUAACUUUUAUAGGUCAUACUGCUCCAAAAGAAAAGGAUGUAACUUAUCAUGUUACAAAUCCAUUCACUCCUCUAUGUGCAUGGAUAUACAAUAAAUUAAGUAUGAAUGAUUUAUUGGCAAAAAAUUUAAAUAAAAAUAAGAAUAAUUCAUUAGGUUGGAAUAUUGAUAACAAAGAAUUUAAAAUAGCUUACAGUUCAUUAUCUAGUGAUUACAUAUAA
Plasmodium gonderi is the source of this 822-nucleotide messenger RNA. RefSeq names its product variable surface protein. The transcript has 3 exons. The record is from RefSeq and is a predicted model, not a curated record. NCBI's taxonomy places the organism in Eukaryota, Apicomplexa, Aconoidasida, Haemosporida, Plasmodiidae. Bases 1 to 822 code for a protein of 273 amino acids.